AACGCUUGACGGCAAAUAUUUGACCUGUCUGCUUCUUGGAGCUGCAAACUCUCAGCUCACCAUCAUCAUCACCAGCAUCAGUUUGAAUCAACUUGAUAGUUUAUAUUUAUUUUAACGAUCGAAGGUUGCAGAGCAGCAUUGAACAUGGCGGCCUUCAAAUUAGUGCUGAUUCGCCACGGAGAGAGCAACUGGAACCAGGAGAAUCGUUUCUGCGGCUGGUUCGAUGCAGACUUGAGCGAAACCGGGGAGAAGGAGGCGAAGAGAGGAGGACAGGCUCUUAAAGAUGCUGGUUUUGAGUUUGAUCUCUGCUACACCUCUGUAUUGAAGCGGGCCAUCAGGACCUUAUGGCUCGUCUUAGACGGCAUUGAUCAGAUGUGGGUGCCAGUCCAUCGGACCUGGCGGCUCAAUGAGCGCCAUUAUGGAGGUCUAACUGGACUCAACAAAGCUGAGACAGCGGCUAAGCACGGAGAGGCCCAAGUGAAAAUCUGGAGGCGCUCAUUUGACAUCCCUCCUCCCGUCAUGGGCCCCGACCAUGACUACUACACUAUCAUCAGCAAGGAUCGUCGCUAUGCAGACCUAACUGAGGACCAGCUGCCAUCCUGUGAGAGCCUGAAGGACACCAUUGCACGUGCACUGCCUUUCUGGAAUGAGGAGAUUGCCCCUCAGAUCAAACAAGGGAAACGGGUGCUCAUUGCUGCCCAUGGAAACAGUUUGAGGGGAAUUGUGAAGCACUUGGAGGGAAUGUCAGACGAAGCCAUCAUGGAGCUGAACCUGCCAACUGGCAUCCCGAUCCUCUAUGAGCUCGACAAGAACCUGAAGCCAGUGAAGCCUAUGCAGUUUCUGGGAGAUGAGGAGACUGUGCGCAAAGCCAUGGAGGCUGUUGCUGCUCAAGGAAAAGCCAAGAAGUAACAAGAGAGAAAUGAAUAAAUAAAUAAAUAACAUAAUAGUCUAUUUAGUGUGAAGGUAUAAGUAAUCCCUGAAAGCUAACCUCAGAUUAGUGUGUUUCCCAAAUGCUAAUAAGUUUCAGGACAUGCAGUGACUUGCCUUGCAUAUCUGGGACUUGCAGGGCAAGUCACAGAUAUGGAUGGAUAUAUUUCAGAGAAAGUGAAACCACAGCUCUCAAGAGAUGGGAAAAAAUUAUAAAAUAAUAUUUAUUAGGAAUUGUCAAAGCUUGUAGUAAAAUAUAUAUAUACCGACUUGAACGAAACUUGAAUGUUGCCAUAAGCUUGAAACUCACAAGAUUUUUAGUUUAAUUUUUGAUGCUCAACAUGCAUAGUAUGUUUGCAACAAGUAAAAACUUACAUACUCUGUUUAUUCUGUGUUUUUAAGUUUGUUUUCUGCACCAGGGAUCCUUUAAUGCGUGAUUGCAUGUGGCAUUUUGAAUAUGUGCUUUUAUUUGCUCAAUUUUCAGUGUUUACUUCAGGAAAACUAUUCAAGGGAAACAGCUGUGUAAUUUUUCUUGAGAGUGAGAUGGGAUUUUUAGAGCAGGAAAUUGUUUUUCUUUCACUGCAUGUCUUUAGGCUGUGCACCAUCUUUAUGAAUGUUGUCUGUGUUUUUGUCUGAAAUCUAGCAACUUUUGUCUCUGAACAUUGACUAAUAUCUCUUUGCAAGUAUAACACUAUAAAAAAUGAUCAUUCCCUUAUUUUGCUAAGAGUUUACCAAUUUUACAGUGCUAAGAACAGACGAAGAGUCUCAAACUAAACUGUUUGUGUGGUUUCACCAUAUUUGGUGUUAUUGGUUUAAUGUCCCUCCCACCAUGUCCUACAAUAUUGUUGCUUGUUUUAAUUUAUGCAAUGGUGCUUAAAAGAACCAUUAACUAAUCAAUCAAAAAGUAUAUGUGUGUCUGUGUUGUCUUCCUGCCUCUUUAUGAAAAGUACUUCUUUGAGAAAGUGAUUUUAAAUGUAAACAUCAACACAUGGAUAAUGAUUCAAUGGUGAUGUGGAUUUUUGCUUGUUGGCCAAAAAGUUUAACUUUUAUCUGACCAGAGCAUGUGUCCCCUGUGUCCUCUAUAUUGUGUGCUGUGUGGUAAUCUGCAAACAGUGCUUGUGGCUUUCUGUCAUCAGUUGCUUUCUUCCCUCUCUCCCAUAAAGACUAGAUUUGUGAAGAGUACAAUUAAUAGUUGCUCUCCUUGACCCACUUGUCAUUUUCAAUAGGUGGCCAUGUCUUACUGUGUUUGAACUUUCAAUAAUGAUGUCCAAAGGGUCACUUGGGGGAUUUCAAUGGAAUAAAAAGAGGUCACUCUGUCA
This is a messenger RNA of Poeciliopsis prolifica (blackstripe livebearer), 2246 nucleotides long. Its product is annotated as phosphoglycerate mutase 1-like. The transcript is spliced from 4 exons. Gene Ontology annotation, molecular function: intramolecular phosphotransferase activity. The record is from RefSeq and is a predicted model, not a curated record. Lineage: Eukaryota; Metazoa; Chordata; Actinopteri; Cyprinodontiformes; Poeciliidae. Gene Ontology annotation, biological process: glycolytic process. Bases 145 to 909 code for a protein of 254 amino acids.